This is a messenger RNA of Solanum pennellii, 1707 nucleotides long. RefSeq names its product probable indole-3-pyruvate monooxygenase YUCCA5. Gene Ontology annotation, molecular function: flavin adenine dinucleotide binding; N,N-dimethylaniline monooxygenase activity; NADP binding. Bases 79 to 1326 code for a protein of 415 amino acids. The record is from RefSeq and is a predicted model, not a curated record. Gene Ontology annotation, biological process: auxin biosynthetic process. The transcript is spliced from 3 exons. Lineage: Eukaryota; Viridiplantae; Streptophyta; Magnoliopsida; Solanales; Solanaceae.
ACAAACAAACAAAAAGAAAUUCUACUACUACUAUUACUACAACAAGUUUAAGUUUGAUUAGUGAAAAAAAUAAGAAAAAUGUUUAGUUUUUCAGAUAACGAUAUGUUUUCGAGGCGAUGUGUUUGGGUAAAUGGCCCUGUUAUUGUUGGUGCUGGUCCAUCAGGAUUAGCUGUUGGAGCUUGUUUGAAAGAAGAAGGUGUACCUUGUGUUAUAUUGGAACGAUCUGAUUGCAUUGCUUCGUUAUGGCAAAAAAGAACUUACGAUCGAUUAAAGCUUCAUCUUCCUAAGCAAUUUUGUCAAUUGCCUAAAUUUCCAUUCCCGGAACAUUACCCUGAGUAUCCUUCUAAGAGACAAUUCAUCGAAUACCUUGAAUCAUAUGCUAAACAAUUUGAUUUAACUCCACAAUUUAAUGAAUGUGUUCAAUCUGCUAAAUACGAUGAGUUUUGUCGAUUAUGGAGGGUGAAGACUGUUUCAGCUGAUGGAGCUGAGGUUGAGUAUAUUUGUCAAUGGCUUGUUGUUGCUACUGGGGAGAAUGCGGAGAGAGUGGUGCCUGAAAUUGAUGGACUGAAGGAGUUUGGUGGUGAAGUGGUUCAUGCUUGUGAUUAUAAGUCUGGUGAGAAAUUCAGGGGAAAGAAAGUGGUGGUGGUUGGUUGUGGAAAUUCAGGGAUGGAAGUAUCACUUGAUCUUUGUAACCAUGAUGCUCAACCAUCAAUGGUGUGUCGCAGUGCGGUUCAUGUUUUGCCAAGAGAGAUAUUUGGAAAAUCAACAUUUGAGCUAGCUAUGUUGUUGAUGACAUGGCUACCACUUUGGCUAGUUGACAAGAUUUUACUGGUUUUGACAUGGUUUAUUCUUGGUGACAUUGAGAAAUAUGGACUAAAAAGGCCAUCCAUUGGACCAUUACAACUCAAAAACAGUCAAGGGAAAACCCCUGUUCUUGACAUUGGUGCUUUGGAGAAAAUUAGAGCUGGGAAAGUUAAAGUUAUUCCUGGAAUCAAAAAGUUUUCAUGUGGCACCGUUGAACUUGUCACUGGUGAAAAACUUGAAGUCGAUUCAGUCGUUCUUGCUACUGGCUACUGCAGCAAUGUUCCAUAUUGGCUACAGGAAAGUGAAUUUUUUUCAAAGAAUGGUUACCCAAAAGCACAAUUUCCUAAUAACUGGAAGGGAAAAUCUGGCUUAUAUGCAGUUGGAUUUACAAAGAGAGGGCUAGCUGGUGCUUCUGCUGAUGCCAUUAGAAUUGCUAAAGAUAUUGGCAAAGUACACAAAGAAGAUCUCAAGCAAAAGAAGCAAAAAGUUCCAACACACAGACGUUGCAUCUCAACCUUUUAAUGAAAAUUCAACCUAUGUUGCUCGGACUUUGAUUAAAUAUGAGACGAGUGCGGCAUCAAAAGUCAUAAAAGAAAGAAGAAAAAAAAUUCCCUUCUCUUUUUUAACUCAAGGGGGAAUAUUUAUUAAAAGAAAGAGAUGUAAAAUAAUUGUGUAAAAAAUAAAAACAUAUAACAAAAAAAGCAGAAGAUGAUAACCAUAGGUCUGAGCCCUCUCCAAAAAGGCCCAAGUUUUGCUACAGUUUGGGCAUUUUGUAUUCAAGGAUGUAGAGGCUAUUUAGUUACCUCUUUUUCUUUUAUUUUGUAUUGACAUUUCAUAUAUACACACUUGUACAAUCACUACUGAUCAAUUCAUUUCAAUGACAAUAUUCCUUUAUGAGUUUAA